AUGAGCAAACCGAAAGUUGGCAUCAAUGGAUUCGGUCGUAUUGGACGUCUCGUGCUGAGAGCUGCUGUCGAAAAGGAUACUGUUGACGUGGUGGCAAUAAAUGAUCCUUUUAUAAACAUUGACUACAUGUAUGAUUCUACUCAUGGUCGUUUUAAAGGCACCGUAGCUACCGAAGGUGGCAAAAUUGUUGUCUCUUUAGAUGGCAAAAACACUCAUAGAAUCGUGGUGCAUAACAGCAAGGAUCCGAAAGAAAUUCCAUGGGGAGCAGAUGGUGCUGAGUAUGUAGUAGAAUCCACAGGGGUUUUUACUACUACUGAAAAGGCAAGUGCUCAUUUCAAAGGCGGUGCCAGAAAGGUCAUUAUUUCUGCUCCAUCUGUUGAUGCACCGAUGUUUGUUAUGGGAGUCAACCAAGACAAAUACGACAAGGCCAACAAUCAUGUUAUUUCAAAUGCUUCUUGCACAACGAACUGCCUAGCACCACUUGCCAAAGUCAUUCAUGAUAAGUUUGGUAUUGUUCACGGCUUAAUGACUACUGUACAUGCAACAACAGCUACUCAGAAGACUGUUGAUGGUCCAUCUGGAAAGCAGUGGCGCGAUGGCCGUGGUGCUGGGCAGAAUAUUAUUCCUGCUAGUACUGGAGCAGCAAAAGCUGUGGGAAAGGUUAUUCCAUCUCUUAAUGGUAAACUUACUGGUAUGGCUUUCCGUGUGCCAACUCCGGAUGUCUCUGUAGUUGACCUCACUUGUGUAUUGGAAAAAUCUGCUACAAUGGAUGCAAUCAAAGCGGCUGUUAAAGAAGCGGCCGAGGGAUCACUGAAGGGUAUUAUGGACUAUACUGAAGAUCAGGUCGUCUCAACGGAUUUCACGGGUGAUCCCCAUUCGUCGAUUUUCGAUGCCAAAGCUUGCAUUGCACUCACGCCAAAUUUUGUCAAACUGAUUGCAUGGUAUGACAAUGAAUUUGGAUAUAGUAACCGCGUCAUUGAUCUGAUAUCAUAUAUUGCAAGCAAAUAA
Messenger RNA from Thelazia callipaeda (thelaziosis nematode), 1008 nucleotides. The record is from the annotation of a GenBank genome assembly. Lineage: Eukaryota; Metazoa; Nematoda; Chromadorea; Rhabditida; Thelaziidae.